Rhinopithecus roxellana (golden snub-nosed monkey) is the source of this 391-nucleotide messenger RNA. RefSeq names its product testis-specific basic protein Y 1-like. The coding region runs from base 11 to 391 and encodes 126 amino acids. NCBI's taxonomy places the organism in Eukaryota, Metazoa, Chordata, Mammalia, Primates, Cercopithecidae. The transcript has 2 exons. The record is from RefSeq and is a predicted model, not a curated record.
GCGGUGGAAGAUGAGUCCGAAGCCGAGAGACUCGGGAUCCCCGGCCAAGACCAAGGAGACCCAAAAGAGGAAGUCCUCUCCUCAGCAGGGCUCCAGCAGCCCGAAGAAGAAGGCUACCGGGGCGGCCAAGAAGGGAAAAGCAGCUCGUGGACGGAGAGGCGGGAAGAAACGGGCCGCGAGCAAGAUGGCGGCGGCGGCGGCGGCCCCUGAGGCGGGGAGCGGGCCAGCGGCCCCCGGCCCCAGUGACCAGCCCAGCCAGGAGCUCCCUCAGCACCAGCUGCCGGUGGAGGAGCCCGUGAGCGAGGGGAGCCAGCACGACACCCUGAGCCAGGAGACCCAGCUGAGCGAGGGGGCGGCCACCGACGCCACCAGCUCCCUGAGCGGCGACUAA